AUGGAGAUCGACUCUCUCUGGCACUCCGCAUUUGGCGAAACUUCUAGCCGGCCUGUUCUCUACAGUUCUGAGGAGCUCAACGAUGAGGGAUGGCGACCACUCACCGAUCCCCAGGCUUUCAUUUUGAAUCUCGCCAAACUGGACCAUCAACAGCUAUUCGCUGCAAGCUCAAAUAAUCAAAUCGCCAUGAAAGUCGCCCAAGACGAAUACCUCGAGAUUGAGACCCAGAUCGCGGCAAUCAGAGGCAGGCCUAGUCAAAGACAUCUUCAAACGCUACCAGCACCAGACGAGUUCCAGGAAAGGCAGGAGGCUGCGUUGUACGGCUACAAAUACGAUGGCCAUCGCCCUGCCUUGCUCCAUGCUGGUAUCCCUGGCCUCAGAUCCGCAGACGACCUGAGCGAUCGCGAAAAGCAAGACGUCCGCUUGUUUCAAGAGCCAUUUGAACAAGGCGGCUUUGUUCCCAAGGAACGCGAGUACAAGGCCAUGCUCGCCAAAGCCCGGGAUCCCAAUAACAUCGACGGGUGGGAACCGGUUGUUGACAGCACUGGCCGCCGACUGAUUCCGAGACAACAAGUCCACCAUGACGAGUACAACAUCACAUAUGUCAAGCGCAAUGUUGAUGCGAACGGCGAGAUUGCUCGACCUGUGUCUCCCGAAGGCAGUGAUGCUCACCAAGGUGAAACUCCAGACAAGGCGGUCAACAAGCGGUUGACCAGAACACGCUUCGACGGCAAGAAGGUUCCAACCACUCGCGACGUGUCCGAGGAUCCUUCAGCAGCUUCGACGCCCCGCGGUCGGAAGCGAGGCAGCCCUUCUGGAGGCGACAGCCGGGAAGACACACCCGGCUCAAAACGUCAGAAAGUCGGCCCACCCAUCGAUGGUCAAGAGCAGCCACGACCAAAGCACCCGAAUCAAUAUACCAAAGCCAAGGAAAGAGCAGCUAAGGACCAAGAAGCGACCGUAGCUGGCACGCCUGCACCCGAAGCUCCCACCAAAGCGGCCACCUCAUCCAAAGUACACUGGCGAGAUUUGUCAUCAGAGGACAAGUACGAUCAUAGUUGGACGAACGCAGAGUUGCACGAAGCGGUCAGAGAAGACCACUUGUGGCUCAAUCCAGAUCCCGUCAAGGCAGAGCAUUGGAAAAACAAGCUGCUGCAAAAUGAGAAUCCCAUCCGAAGUUUCGCCAUGUUCAAGAAGUGGCGUUUCUGGAAGCUUAAAGGGCUAGACAAGAGACCGCGGAACAAGGAGCUCCUGAGUGCAGAUGGGACAACCAACAAGGAGAACGAGGGCAUAUCGCGCUCUCAAAAGCCUCGACGACGAACUGCAAAGCCGAAGAACGCCAGCGCCAUGUCGACACCAGCUGACACUCCGCCAGCCACGCCGACGCCGACGCCAGCUCCAGAAAUUCCCAGAGACAGAGAAACGGCUGAGCGAGCGGCAACCCCCUCGGCGAAGACCCAAGGAACCAAGUUUCCUGGAAGCAAGAGAAUGGAUAGUGCAAUCCCUCAACGGAGAGGUUCGCCAGAAGAGAUAGAAAAUGCAAAUGGGAAUGCUGAGGCAGAUCAGACAAGCUCAGAGUCACGAUCACCCAAGAAGGCACCGGGGCCAUUAACAGGAAAGCGUACUGGCGAAGCGAUCAGUGCGCCAGGGCGCGAGCUCAGACGGCCGAGCUUGAAGCAGCAAGGAAGCGACUCAACCGUCGUGGUCGCUAGCGGUACGACAGCUAUGACGAGUUCCAAUGGUACGCCACCGAGGAGGUCCCUGCGCAUUCGGAAACCCAGUCCUUGA
Messenger RNA from Cladophialophora yegresii CBS 114405, 1788 nucleotides. RefSeq lists its product as uncharacterized. The record is from RefSeq and is a predicted model, not a curated record. The transcript has a single exon. Bases 1 to 1788 code for a protein of 595 amino acids. NCBI's taxonomy places the organism in Eukaryota, Fungi, Ascomycota, Eurotiomycetes, Chaetothyriales, Herpotrichiellaceae.